Molecule: messenger RNA, 2590 nt
Organism: Pterocles gutturalis (yellow-throated sandgrouse)
Lineage: Eukaryota; Metazoa; Chordata; Aves; Pterocliformes; Pteroclidae
Gene: RAB14
Product: RAB14, member RAS oncogene family
Exons: 7
Coding region: 4-651 (215 amino acids)
Biological process (GO): phagosome maturation; defense response to bacterium; Golgi to endosome transport
Cellular component (GO): trans-Golgi network; recycling endosome; Golgi apparatus
Molecular function (GO): GTPase activity; GTP binding
Source: RefSeq, a predicted model, not a curated record
ACAAUGGCAACUGCACCUUACAACUAUUCCUACAUCUUUAAGUACAUCAUUAUUGGGGACAUGGGUGUAGGAAAGUCCUGUUUGCUUCAUCAAUUUACAGAAAAGAAGUUUAUGGCAGACUGUCCCCACACAAUUGGUGUUGAAUUUGGCACAAGAAUAAUUGAAGUUAGUGGCCAAAAAAUUAAACUACAGAUUUGGGAUACAGCAGGACAAGAGAGAUUCAGGGCUGUCACACGAAGCUACUACAGAGGAGCAGCAGGAGCUCUCAUGGUCUAUGACAUUACCAGAAGAAGUACGUAUAAUCACUUAAGCAGCUGGUUGACAGAUGCAAGGAAUCUCACCAAUCCAAAUACUGUGAUAAUCCUCAUAGGAAAUAAAGCAGAUCUGGAAGCACAGAGGGAUGUUACAUAUGAAGAAGCCAAACAAUUUGCUGAAGAAAAUGGUUUAUUGUUCCUUGAAGCAAGUGCAAAAACCGGAGAGAACGUUGAGGAUGCGUUCUUGGAGGCUGCCAAGAAAAUCUACCAGAAUAUCCAAGAUGGAAGCCUGGAUCUGAAUGCUGCAGAGUCGGGUGUACAGCACAAACCGUCAGCUCCGCAGGGGGGGCGGCUAACCAGCGAACCCCAGCCCCAGAGAGAAGGCUGUGGCUGCUAGUGACCUCUGUUCCAUGGCUCCAUUUCUGACCCUUCACCUCUGUCUGCUGGAGGCGGUGCUUUUGACUGCUUCCCUGUCUUCUGUACAUCUUAUUGGGUUUAAUUAAAACUCUGAGACAAGUUUAACACAGUACUAAACUGCUAAACAACUUUAGAUGUAAUCAGGUUAUCAAAGGCAAGUAGAGUAAUAAAACCUCUCCUGCAUGGUAAAUCUAGAAGUUUUUUUUUUUUUUUUUUCCUUGAUUGUCCUUGUGAUAGUGUCACCGAUACAUAAUUUAAACUGAGCACUGAUGCUGGACUCAUGAUUUUACACUUUCGCAGGGCUUUGUCUUGUACGGUUUAAUUUUAUGGUUCUUUGGCCUUUCUUCCCCACCUCUAACUGUUUAGAGCUGUCCAUAGUAAAGGAUAAGUUUUUGCUGUGAAAUGACUUCCGAUGGUAGCGAGGGGCUCUGUAACCAUGUGCUUUUGUUGAAAGAAUUCCCUGUGGUGUGUGUGCUGGGGGUCGGGGCGGGCUGGCGCGGGAACGUGCAACUUGCACAGGGAAACAAUCCAUUCAUUCUUGUGCUCAUAGCUUUACGUCGGGUUUUUUUGCCACUUUUAUCCUUUACAUUUGUUAACAGAACGUAAAUAUGUAUAAAAUUUGAAGGAACUGAGCUAACAGUUAAAUACAUCCUGUGUAUAUGAUUUUAAUGAAGAAAAUGAUUACUGGCAUUAGAACAGUAUAUAAGAAAAUAUCAGUUUGUACAGUAUGUGACCACGCUGCCCCGCUAGUACAGAAAUCGAUGUAACCGCAGUUCACUAACUUAGGCUUAGCUCCUUGGUGUUGCCAGUGGACAUUGUGCCGGGGGAGCUCUAAUCCCGAUGCAGAAUCUAACACUAGUGGAAUCUCUUUCAUCGUUGCACUGUGGUGUAUCGAUGCCAUUUUAUUAAUCCUGUUCUGUGCAAUCAGCAGUGUGCUAACCUGCUUCUCUCUUCUGUAAGCUUUUUGCAUUCUUGGGCUUCAUCACCUGCCUCGCAUCGUAUACCAAGGCUGGUUCUCUUGCACAUCUUACGCUUUUAUACCUUUAACUUUCUGAAUGGUCAGAGGCUGAACUGGACAGUCGGAACAAGGCGUGUGCUCUCUAGGGAUUUUUAACUACUCUUGUAUUUUUAACAGUCCUGGUUGAGGGUUUCUUUUACGACUUGGGCUUUCUCAUCAAGCCUUUGAGUACAUCCUUCACGGGGCGGCACAACCUGUACUGUGGAGAUGAAGGGGUGAUGUCAAGCGGUGGCUGCACGUGUGGGGGUUGCUGUGGUGUCAGACAGGACCCGGGUGUUCUGCAGAGAGUGCUGCUCUGUCUCACACAAGGCUUCACUUUGGAAGAGAUCACAUGUGGUUUAAGAGUGGAAGGGGGUGAGUGCUUAACCAUGAUCAAAUGUCCUACUUCAGUCUUACUGCAGUGUUUAAAAUACAAAGUAGUCUUAAAAUCCCUCCCUAGACACUAAAACUAUCCAAUGUUCAGACUUGUAAGUAAACAGUGGUACCAGAGUAUUGUACAGUCAAUGUUAAAUAAAAGCCAAAACUGGAAUGUGCAGACAAUAGGAUUUGGAUAACUUGUGCACUGUCCCUUUGUUUUGUCUGGUUAGUCCUUUUUUUAAGUAAUAUUCUGAAGUAGAUGGGUAUGUUCAAGAUCUACAGCUAAUGCAUCCUGCUUAAACCGAGGUUGCACCACGCAGGGUGUGCCCAGGGACCACAAGCUGCUGCUGCUGUGAAGUUGGAUGAAGUGAAUGUUCUCAUGACUACAGCGUGUCGAGGUGCAAUCCCUGUAUUCCCAGAAUCAGUUACAGUAGGUCUUGUUUCUGUCACAGAAAGGAGCUGUUUGGACUGCUGUACUCCUCAUUUGAUGUAACAAUGCUAUUAAUCUAAAUAUUUGUAAAUAAAGUACCUGUAUCUAGAUAAA